AUGGACAACAACAAUGAUCGACCGAUUCGACCUGAGGAGGAACCGGUAGCACCCAAUGGUGUCGAAUCACAAGCUGCCGCCGUGGCGCAGGAAAACAACCGAAACGAUGCUGUGCCUAAUGCAAAUCGAAGACCGAGACCGUCUCGAACCAUCAAUACACGGAUAUUGGGCCCAUUCGAUACCGGCCGCAUGGAGCUGUCAAAGCAGGAACGCCAAUGGGCUCAAACAGUCAAGGAGGCUAUUGAAAAGGACUCUGAGAUCACUAACCUCUCUGACUUUUGGUAUGUGCAGUUGGCUCUGAUUGAAAAAGGUCCGGAUAUUGACAAUGUUCUGGAUAGGGCACGUCAUCUGCAGGCGUUCCGGCAGGAAUAUGGAAUUACGGAGACUACCUCAAGUGGAUGUUUUUUUGUUCAUGAAUUCAUAAAGCUCUUCCCUGGCUUUUCAUUGUCCUUUUCCUUCAACUAUGCCACUGGUCGCUAUGUGGCAGCCAUGGAUCUGACCAAAUUCUACACUGCAAAGCUGUUCUCUACACCAGGUGCUGUUGAGACUUGGUUAGCUACAAAUUACCAUUCACAAAAUGCUCUCAACCCAGAUUUCCAAGCUAUACGACAUGGCGCCACACUUGCUUUGGAAUGUGAUGGUUUUGACUGGAAGAAGAACAUGAACCUUCGCUUUUUCACGACGCUGUUCCAAGAGAUUGGAUCUGCCUAUCCCAUGAAAUGGGGCAGUGUCAACUUCUUUAACAGUGGUGUAUUCAUCAAUGUGCUCAUGUCCAUGGUCAAGAGAAUAUCUCCACCAGAGUUUCAUGAGAACUAUGAGUUUGGUUUGGUCUCAGAGGCAGGGAGAUUGGACAACAUUUUCUUCAUUCCUUCCAUGGAAGCUGCUAAUGAAAGGAUCUUGAUGCGGAUCACAUUGGCUCUUCAAAGAAGAUAUGCCAAUGAGGCAUCCUUUUCCCUGUAG
Seminavis robusta is the source of this 960-nucleotide messenger RNA. The record is from the annotation of a GenBank genome assembly. NCBI's taxonomy places the organism in Eukaryota, Bacillariophyta, Bacillariophyceae, Naviculales, Naviculaceae.